Trichoplusia ni (cabbage looper) is the source of this 1537-nucleotide messenger RNA. RefSeq lists its product as uncharacterized. The transcript is spliced from 2 exons. The coding region runs from base 186 to 614 and encodes 142 amino acids. Lineage: Eukaryota; Metazoa; Arthropoda; Insecta; Lepidoptera; Noctuidae. The record is from RefSeq and is a predicted model, not a curated record.
CACACAUAAAUAAAACUUUUUUAGUCUAUGCUACACUCACUCAUACGACGACGACGUGGAUAUUGGAAUCGGAAAAGCCUCUGUGUCUCACUCCGUCCGUCAGUUCAGUACAGUGCUUCAAUGACGUUACUGACAUUCGUAAUUAUAAGUUAAAAUAAACGUCCAUUUUAUUAUAUUGUGAGAAAAUGGAUCGCUUGCGAGUGCGUGUGAACUUUAAAUAUAUAAGUAGUGUGUUCCUGUUGGUGUUAGGCGCUAGCCAGUUGACCGCAGCAUGGGAGUUAGAGUACGCGCUGGACGGCAGCCACGCGCGGAGCUUGGGGCUGGACGUGGUGACGCUGGCGGAGGGCCGAAGCCGCGCGCGCCGCGACGUGGUCACGCCGCCGCCGGCGCUGCUCGGCCUGACCUUCGUCAACGCCACCGCCGUGCCCGGAUUUGCCGCCACCACGCCGAUGCCCUCUAACGUCACGUCCAACGACACGCCCGGAUCCAACAAGACUGCCGCCGUCACUGAACGUAAGUCAUCAUUAUUUACACUACAAAUUAUAAAUGCGAAAUAUGUCCAUGUGUUUGUGUAUGUUUAUAUUGAUUUCUUUCCCAAAAGGAUGGGUUUUUGAAGUGAAAACUUCUCUAGCGGCGCUGAGCAUUUUUUUUAACUAACUCGCGUCGGUGUCACGUGAUGCUGAUCGAAAAAGCGUAAGAUGAAAACUUAUUUAGAGCAAUACUGCUUCGAUUGCAAUAUAAAUAAAUUCUGGAUUAUACAACAUAAAUGAUAGACCUUUUAUAAUGAUGAUAAAAACAAUUCCAAAAUAUAAAAAAUACACAAUGAUUAACGUUAAUUUUGAAGUUUUCACUUCUGCCGGCAAUCCCGGAGUGCAACCCGUGGUUUGUUUUUAUGAAUUUGGUAAAGCUCGUACUUGUUUCUUUUGUACCCGACAAAGCCACGAGCCAAAGCGAGUUUAUUAAAAUCUUUUUGUUGACUCCGUUUGCCGUUUUACAGACAAACAUAUAUAUAACUUAAUUAAAACCCUUUUCGAUAACCGAUUGAAAAUAUUAUUUUGCAUAUAAAUUUGGUGACCACUAACGAAACGUAAUUCGUUACGUACCUGUACCUAUAUAUUUUAUGACAGGACCAGAUCUCGAUGCGCAAUUAAAUUUCUACCUUAGUUCUUCUUUCGAAGAGUUCAUUUCUCUAGACUGAGUUAGUAUUUAAAGUUAAAGUUUCAAUUAGACCAGUAUAUGGCACUUUUGAACGUCAAACGAUUUAUAUAUGAACAAUAUUAAAAACUAGUGUCAGUCUGUCGGUCAGUCUCCUAUUGAAGCUACCGCUCGUUUAAGCAUCCUUUACGCGUUGCUCAGGCAGUAGUUCCGAAUAUCAUAGUAUCGAUCGGCUGGUCCCCAGUAACGCGUGUUGCAGGACGUACACCCACCGCCGUCCGUGCAAUGCUUGACACCCCACAAUUACUGUCAUUAAUAUUACAACCUAAUCUAUACUAAUAUAUCAAGCUGGAGUUUGUUUGUUUUUUUUUUAACGCGCUAA